This is a messenger RNA of Phyllotreta striolata, 1650 nucleotides long. NCBI's taxonomy places the organism in Eukaryota, Metazoa, Arthropoda, Insecta, Coleoptera, Chrysomelidae. The record is from the annotation of a GenBank genome assembly.
AUGUCCGUUUUGCUGGAGAAUACGACCAAUUGCGUGUGGCUCGCCUUCGAGGCCCUCCAACAGGACAAAACUGGAAUAGUGCACAAAUCCAAGUUAAAGGUCCUAACAGCAAACAUCGGCACGCUGCUGGACCUCUACGGCGUGGAGAGGGGCCUCGAGCACUUCCGCAGCACCUCCACGUUGAACUUCGACCAAUUCAAGUACUACCUGCAGAAGGAGGUGUUCUCGUCGCUGCCGAGCCAGCUCCAAGUGCAGGACGCGCGGCUGUUCGAGAACAAAAUAGCCGAAGUGUGCUGGCUGGUGUGCAGGAAGAAGUACCUGCCCAGGGCGAACAAGCGCUUCGACGACAAAUCGGUGUUCCAGAUGUUCAGGGUGUUCUGCGUACUGGCCGAGCUGGUGCCGGUCGAUCAGUACGAUGAGAACGUCUACCAAGCCCUGGUGCACCCGUCCGAAGUGUGCAACAUAGCCCAGGCUCUCACCAGCUCGUUGGGGUGCCAUUUCGACGACGAGGACUUCACCAGCCUCAGCAUUUCGAUGGGGAACUUCCGGCUGGCGCCUUUCGUAGCAGUAUUAGAAUCAAAGUGCGUACCUAAACACACCAAUCAACACAUUCUAAUGACUUCACAUGCUAGAUGUUUGAACGGGGUAAGAGACGAAGUCGCCAUCGGCGAAGCUGUCACCGACAUUUACCAAAAGCUGGUGGAAGACGUCAUCAAAAAGGGGUUCCUGUCGAAGAAGGGCUACAUAUUCCCGACCAUGAGGGACUACUGGUUCGUGUUGAGGCCCUGCGAAUUGACCUACUACAAAUCCCGAAGCGAACGGGACAAAUGCGGCUCGGUGCCCAUCGAGCCCGGUUGCAAAGUGGAGCCCAAAGCGGGCUACAAAAUCCUGCUGCACGGGUCGGAGAGGACCUUCGAAUUGGGCACCACCGAUCACAUGAGCCGGUUGCAGUGGAUUUCCGCCCUGCAACUCGCCGCCGACCAUUCCGGCAAACACCAGAGUUACCAGCGCCAGCAGGCGGCCAAGCGGCGGCUGCAGAGGCAAGGCAGGAUCCAGGAGAUGAUCCGGGCUAAGUUCCAGUUGCAGCAGGAAAGGAACGCCAGGCAAGCGGCCGAAGGGCACGCGAAAGAGCUGGAAGUGGUGGUGAAAGAAGAAGCUAAGAAAUUAACGGAACUCGAACAGUUGAGAUUGAAAUUGGAGCGUUCGCUGGAGGAGGAAACGCAAGCGAAGAGAGACGAGGAAAUAGUAAGAGGGUUGCAGGCGAGGGUGUUAGCAGAAGAAUGGGAAAAGCGGGAGGAACUCGAACGGCUGCAAGCGGAGCAAAGGCUGCUGCUGCAGGAAGAAAGGCAGAAGAGGAAAGAGUACGAGGAACUGCAAACAGCCAAGGAACUGCAACUAAAAUCCGCCGAGGAGCGACUGAACCAAUUGGAAAGGGAGCGACAGGAUCUCGACAAGCAACUGAAAAUGGCCAACGAGAAAAUCAAACGCGCCGAAGACAAGAAGGAGAUAUUAGAAGCUAAAUUGUACCAGGUGGCGCCUUUGUUCAGGGAAGGGGAUAGGGUCAGGAGGGCCCAUUCCUUCAUGCCCAGCACCAAGGAGAGGCCUGUUAUUUUAGAAGUUAGAUCUGCCACACUCAAAAGACCUUUGUAA